This is a messenger RNA of Eucalyptus grandis, 2063 nucleotides long. Its product is annotated as S-linalool synthase. The transcript has 10 exons. NCBI's taxonomy places the organism in Eukaryota, Viridiplantae, Streptophyta, Magnoliopsida, Myrtales, Myrtaceae. The coding region runs from base 1 to 1863 and encodes 620 amino acids. Gene Ontology annotation, biological process: diterpenoid biosynthetic process. Gene Ontology annotation, molecular function: terpene synthase activity; magnesium ion binding. The record is from RefSeq and is a predicted model, not a curated record.
AUGGUUGAUUUGGCCCGUGCUAGUGGUUUGGAGGUUAUAUUCCCCGAAAGUGCAGAACAUAUCAUUGCGGAUUUAUUCAGUAAUCGACAACAAAUUCUAAAAAGGGAAAAACUUGUCGACAAGAAGCAAUAUUUCCCGUUGUUGUCGUAUCUUGAGGCAUUGCCGCCAACAUACAAAGUCAGCCACGAAACCAUAUUGAAGCAUCUGGACAGCGACGGCUCUUUGUUUCAAUCACCCUCUGCGACAGCAAGUGCAUACCUAGCCACCGGGAAUGAAGCAUGCUUGGCUUAUCUUCAGACUCUUGCUUUGAAUUGUGCUUCUAACGGCGUUCCAUCUCUAUAUCUUGUGGAUGAAGAGCUUACAAAACUUUCCAUGGUUUAUCAACUAGUGAGAUUAGGGUUAACCGAGUACUUUGACCAGGAGAAGGAUGAAUUUUUGGCACAAAUCUAUCGGAACUAUAAGCAUGAAAAACCAAUCGUGAAAUCAAUUCAUUCAAUCGCUGCGGAGCUAUACAAAGAUUGCUUGGGAUUCUGGCUUUUGCGCAUGCAUGGUUAUAAAAUUAAGCACGAACUGGGUCUGCCAUGGAUGGCUCGCCUAGACCACCUGGAACACAGGAUGUGGAUGGAGGAAAAAGAUGCUUGUGUAUUAUGGAUGGGAAAAUUUUCUUGCCAUAGGUCAUCAUUGGUUCAUAAUCAGGAUAUACUACAACUUGCUCUGCAGAACUUUGAACAGAGACAAUCUAUUUACAGGAUGGAGCUUGACGUGUUAAAAAGGUGGUCUGAAACAACGGGACUUAGCAAGAUGGGAUUCGGUCGAGAGAAGACGGUGUACUCUUAUUUUGCUGUCGCCGCUUCCGUUUCCGUGCCUUGCAACUCUGAUGUGCGAGUACUGGUCGCGAAGGGCGCAGUCAUAUUAACUGUCGCCGAUGACUUUUUUGACAUGGAAGGUUCGUUAGAGGAUCUGGAAAAGCUUACUGAAGCGGUUCAAAGGUGGGAUGGGGAAGGAUUGAGUGCACACGCCAAGACCAUAUUCGAAGCCCUCGACGAUCUUGUCACCAACAUCAGAGUGAAAUGUUUCAAACAACUGGGGAAGGACAUCAAGAAAAACCUUCAAAAUAUAUGGGGUGAGACAUUUCAUUCAUGGCUCAUCGAAGCGAAGUGGAGCAGAAGUGGAGAUGUGCGUCCCACGCAAGAGUACCUUGACGUAGCCAUGACGUCUGUCGGAGCACACGUCUUAGUCCUUCCUCCUUCGUGCCUCGCGAGCCCCACGACCUCUUUGCAUCAGCUGUGGUCCAACCCCUACCAGCCCAUCACCAAAUUGCUCAUGGUCAUCUCUCGGUUGUUGAAUGACAUCCAAACCUACGAGAAAGAAGAAAAGCAAGGGAAAUUGAACUUUGUGCUGCUCUACCUAAAGGAAAACCCCGGGGCCAGCAUUGAGGACUCCAUCAACUUCGUGCAAUUGCUGCUAGACCAACUGAAGAAAGAGUUCCUCCAACACGUCCUUGAGGAGCCCUGCAGUGUGCCUGAACUGAGCAGGCUUCUCCACCUCGCCUGCUUGAAAGUGUUCAACAUGUUCUUCAACUCCUCCAACCGCUAUGACUCAGACACGGACAUGCUCCACGACAUCCAGAAAGCGCUUGUAGUCCCGCCACGAGUCCCCAAAUUGAAGCCCCUAAGGCCUUUGCCGGAGAAACUGAGACUGAAGCCACGAGUGUUUGAGACCAAGAGCCUGUCCGGCCAAUAUGGCCUUGAGCAUUUUCCUAGGAAGAGCUUCUUUGGGUAUCAAAUGUCUUCCCGAACUGGUCCAGUGAAUAGAUGGGAGAAGAUGUACAAGUCAUCUAGUUUUAAGUUAUGUUUUGCUUAGUUAUAGCAGUGGCAUAUCUUCAAGAACUAUAGUCAUGAACCAAUCUUAUAGGUUCCUCCACCUGAAGUUAUUUUGGUUUUCACAUAAAAGUAAAGAGUAUAUCAAUAAGUAUGUAUGAGCAGAGUAGCUUAGAAAGAUGUGUAAAAUUUUAGUGGACAAUUCAUCCACAUACUUCAAUGCAAUGGUAUUUCAAGCUUCAA